Messenger RNA from Ochotona princeps (American pika), 1276 nucleotides. It is a transcript of the gene RAD51C, whose product is annotated as RAD51 paralog C. The transcript is spliced from 9 exons. Gene Ontology annotation, biological process: meiotic DNA recombinase assembly; reciprocal meiotic recombination; DNA repair. Bases 68 to 1168 code for a protein of 366 amino acids. Lineage: Eukaryota; Metazoa; Chordata; Mammalia; Lagomorpha; Ochotonidae. Gene Ontology annotation, molecular function: four-way junction DNA binding; crossover junction DNA endonuclease activity; ATP-dependent DNA damage sensor activity. The record is from RefSeq and is a predicted model, not a curated record. Gene Ontology annotation, cellular component: Rad51C-XRCC3 complex; replication fork; Rad51B-Rad51C-Rad51D-XRCC2 complex.
GGGGGCGGGGCGUGCGUGCGUGCGUGCAUGGUUUUGGCGGUCGGGGCGUGACGGAGUCGGUUUGGAAAUGCAGCGGGAUUUGGUGAGCUUUCCGCUGUCCCCGGCCGUGCGCGUGAAGCUGGUGGCCGCGGGCUUCCAGACCGCUGAGGAGCUGCUGGGAGUGAAGCCCUCGGAGCUUAGCAAAGAAGUUGGGAUAUCUAAAGAGGAAGCCUUAGAAACUCUGCAGAUUUUAAGAAGAGAAUGUCUCACAAAUAAACCAAGAUAUGCUGGUACAUCUGAGUCAGGCAAGAAGUGUACAGCGCUGGAACUUCUUGAGCAGGAGCAUACCCAGAGCUUCAUAAUUACCUUCUGUUCAGCAGUAGAUAAUAUUCUUGGGGGUGGAAUACCCUUAAUGAAAACAACGGAAAUUUGUGGUGCACCAGGUGUUGGAAAAACACAGUUAUGCAUGCAGUUGGCAGUGGACGUGCAGAUACCAGAAUGUUUUGGAGGAGUGGCAGGUGAAGCAAUUUUUAUUGAUACAGAGGGAAGUUUUAUGGUUGAAAGAGUGGUAGAACUUGCUACUGCCUGCAUUCAACAUCUUCAUUUAAUAGCAGGAACACAAAUGGAAGAAGAACAUCAAAAAGCUUUGGAAGAUUUCACUCUUGAAAAUAUUCUUUCCCAUAUUUAUUAUUUUCGGUGUUGUGAUUACACGGAGCUAUUGGCACAAAUAUAUCUCCUUCCAGACUUCCUUUCAGAACACUCAAAGGUUCGGUUAGUGAUUGUAGAUGGCAUUGCUUUUCCUUUUCGUCAUGACCUUGACGACCUCUCUCUUCGUACUCGAUUACUAAACGGCCUAUCCCAGCAAAUGAUCAGCCUUGCAAAUAACUACAAAUUAGCUGUAAUUCUAACCAAUCAAAUGACAACAAAGAUAGAUAAAAAUCAGGCCUUGCUGGUCCCUGCAUUAGGAGAAAGUUGGGGACAUGCUGCUACAAUACGGCUAAUCUUUCAUUGGGAUCAAAAUCAAAGGUUGGCGACAUUGUACAAAUCACCAAGUCAGAAGGAAAACACAGUACAGUUUGACAUCACACCUCAGGGAUUUAGAGAUGCUGUUGCUACUACAUGUUCAUUGAAAACAGAAGGUUCAUUGAAUUCACGGAAACGGUCACGAGAACCAGGGGAAGAACAGUAACCCAGAAACUAAUCUCAAAGAAGAAUGUAUUGAUGCUGUGAAACUCAGUUUCUACUAGUAGUAGACUGAUUAUUUUAAAAUAGAAACACAUACUGUGGAAUCAAUGAA